Corylus avellana is the source of this 1357-nucleotide messenger RNA. RefSeq names its product ribosomal RNA small subunit methyltransferase J. NCBI's taxonomy places the organism in Eukaryota, Viridiplantae, Streptophyta, Magnoliopsida, Fagales, Betulaceae. The record is from RefSeq and is a predicted model, not a curated record. Gene Ontology annotation, cellular component: chloroplast envelope; chloroplast thylakoid membrane.
AUUACAAUUUACAAGCUUUGGCUUUUGCUUCAAGUCUGCCGUGAGCGAGGGGAAGUGUGAAUCGAAGCCAUGGCUUUCGCUGCUGCUUCUGCUUCUAUUACUCCUUAUUCUUCUCAAUUGCUUCCCCGCCCUAAAUUUUCCACAUUGGUCUUCCCUUCUUCUUCUUCUUCUUCUUACUCUUUUUCUGCUCCUUCUGGUAUAACAAUCCCUUAUUUGCCCACAAAACACAGAAGCUUCUCCUCAAUUCGCAUGGCGGCGGCGAAGAGGAAAGAUUCGAAUGGAAUACCUGCGGUGCAAGGGAAAGCGGAGGAGCAGAAAGAAGAACAAGUGGUGGAGGAGGAAGAGGACUUGCCUUGGAUUCAGGAGAAGGCAUUGGACCUGGUCGAGUUCACAGGCUCCGUCACUCAGGCCAUUCCUGGCCCUCGAGUCGGCUCCAGCUCCUUGCCCUGGAUUCUCGCUCUUCCUCUGGCCUAUGCCGGCCUCACUUUUGUUGUCGCCUUCGUCAAGACCGUCAAAAAGUUUACUUCCCCUAGAGCAAAACGCAGGAAACUGGUCAAUAAAAAUGCUAUGCUUUGCAAAUCAAUUGAUGAGUUCUUUCACAAGGGAAGAGAUAACUUCAAACUCGAUGAUGCUCUCAAGGAGCUUGAGAAAAAGACUGAUUUUGGGAUGGAAGAAAUUCUGCGCAAGUACAUUCGGUAUGCUUUGAAUGAGAAGCCCUUCAACCCCGUCUUGGUUGCCAAUUUAAUUGAGCUUAGGAAAGCUUCUGUGUUGGCUGACUCCCAGGUUGCAGAGAUUUUAAAUGAAAUUUCCAGACGGAUUGUGCGAGAUAAAGGACCAGUUGUCAUGGAUGUGUCAGGUUAUUCGGAAAAGGGUUUCAAGAGAAAACUAGCUGUUCAGGCCCUAUUUGGAAAGGUUUUCUAUCUGUCUGAGCUGCCGGAGUUCUGUUCAAGAGACAGCUCCUUGGUUGUCAAGGAAAUUUUUGGGGUUACAGAUGAAGACGCAGACAAACUUAGGAUACACACACUCUCUGAAGCUGGUGAUAUGGAUUCACUUGAAAAGAUGGUUGAAGGUUUAGAUUCAGAAGAUUCCAAUGAGGGAUGAUCUUAUGCUUCUUAACUCACAUGCGAAAUAUUCAGAGACUUUGUAGUGGCAAAAGCUGUUAAGAAAGGAUUUUGAGGGGUUUUCGAUGACUGGGAUGGCCUUAAUAUUUUCAUUUCGCUGGUUUUGUAAACUUAAAAAAGGUUUUGGUUGAGCGCAUCAGUUGAGCUUCUGUCGUAGGUCGUUUUUUAUUAGCUAAGUGUGAAUUUAUUUGUUUAGGAUUUAGGAAUGUUCAAUAAUACCUGGAAAUCAUUGAGGA